GAUUGAGCAGCCGGCUGAUUUUAAAAGAUAAAGAUAAGAAAUUUGAUAUCCGCAUGUGUGUACAUUAUCUGCCGAGCUGUGACAUUGAACAGCGUGUAAGGACGACAAACGCAAUGAGAGAGAGAGAGAGAGAGAGAGAGAGAGAGAGCUCCGUCGGCGCAGUACCGAGCGACUCCUCCGGUGAUCUCAGAGCGCUGCGUCUCUCCUCAACAAUCAAAAACUGAAUUUGCUGGAAGAAAGAGAUUUUCCAGCGCACAUCUCGGCGGCCGCUUCUGCUGAGGAGAAAGGAAACACGCGCUGAAUGAAUGAACGCAGACCGAAUGACGUUCCCAUCACCGGUUCGCGGGCUUUCACAGUGCAGCGUAAAGAAGAUGAAUUGAUGGUGUUUUCUGAGUGACAGAGGUGCAGAUGGGCUUCAGCAUGACUUGCCUCUGGAUUUUAACUUUGGCCAUCAUCGGUGUUCAUAGAGUGUUCAGCGGCCCGCGGUUUUCUCAGGAGCCAGCGGAUCAGUCUGUGGUGAUCGGGGAGAGAGUAGUUUUGUCCUGCGUGGUGUUUAACUACACCGGCAUUGUACAGUGGACCAAAGACGGACUGGCUCUUGGCAUCGGAGAAGAUCUGAGGGCAUGGCCACGGUACCGUGUUUUGCGUAUUUUGGAUGUUGGGCAGUAUAACCUAGAGAUCACAUCAGCAGACCUGACCGAUGACUCCCUGUACGAGUGUCAAGCCACUGAAGCUGCUCUGAGGUCCAGAAGAGCUAAACUCACUGUUCUGAUUCCUCCUGAAGGUCCUGUUAUCGAGGGCUCUCCAGAGAUCCUGCUGACAGCAGGAACCUCAUAUAACCUCACCUGUGUGUCUCGAGGAGCAAAGCCACUGUCAACAAUAGAAUGGUACAAAGAUGGGAUCAUAGUGGAGGGAGCCCAUACCAGCACUGAGGUGUUAGCGGACAGGAAGAGGGUGACCACAAAAAGUUUUCUGGAGAUCCAGCCAGUGGACACAGACACAGGACGAAAUUUCACCUGUGUAGCUUCAAACCUGGCCGCCCCACUGGGAAAGAGGGCCAACGUGACUCUCAACGUCCACCAUCCUCCUACAGUCAUCCUGUCUAUAGAGCCUCGCUCGGUUCUAGAAGGAGAGCGAGUUAAAUUUACCUGCCAGGCCACUGCCAACCCUCCCAUUAUGGGCUACAGGUGGGCUAAGGGGGGCGUGAUUCUGGACGGAGCGAGAGAAAGUGUGUUUGAGACGACAGCAGAUCACUCGUUCUUCACUGAGCCUGUGUCCUGUCUGGUCUUUAAUGCGGUGGGCAGCACUAACGUCAGUAUUUUGGUGGAUGUUCACUUUGGUCCAAUUUUGGUGGUGGAGCCGAGGCCUGUAACAGUGGAUGUUGACUCUGAUGUCAUACUCAACUGUAAAUGGUCAGGAAAUCCUCCGCUCACCCUCACAUGGACCAAGAAGGGCUCCAGUAUGGUCCUCAGUAAUAGUAAUCAGUUAUUCCUGAAGUCUGUGAGUCAGGCAGAUGCAGGACAGUACGUGUGUAAGGCCAUCGUUCCCAGAAUUGGUGUUGGAGAAACAGAAGUCACUCUUACAGUCAAUGGUCCUCCAAUCAUCUCGAGCGAGCUGGUCCAGUAUGCCGUGAGAGGAGAGAAGGGGGAGAUCAAGUGCUACAUAGCCAGCACCCCUCCACCGGACAAAAUCGUUUGGGCCUGGAAGGAGAACGUGUGGGAAAAAGAGAGAGGAACGUUGUUGGAGAGGUACACAGUGGAGCAGAGCCGCCCUGCGUCACAAGGGGGCGCCGUUCUGUCCACCCUCACCAUCAAUAAUGUCAUGGAGUCUGACUUCCAGUCCACCUACAACUGCACGGCAUGGAACGCCUUUGGACCAGGAACCAUGAUCAUCACGCUGGAGGAGACAGAUAUAGUGCCUGUAGGUGUGAUAGCAGGUGGAUCUGUUGGAUCUUCUAUUUUGCUUCUGCUCCUCCUGUUUGCUCUGAUAUUUUAUCUGUAUCGACAGCGCAAAGGCAGUCGUCGUGGAGUCACGCUGAAGCCAGACAUUAAGGUGGAAACGGUCAACAAGGAAACUCACAGUCUUGAGGAAGAGGCUGCCGGCGCCUCCACAGCUACACGAAUGGUAAAAGCUAUGUAUUCUUUUCUUCCCUCUGUCUCCCUCUCUCCCUCCACCCAGCCCUUCAAAGAUGACAUGGACCUGAAGCAGGACGUCCAGAGCGACACGGUGGAGCCCAAGGUGGAGGAGUAUGAGCCCAAGGACCCCACCAACGGCUACUACAACGUUCGAGCUACGACACAUGACGAGGUCCGCACCUCUACCCGCUCCCUGCUGUACCAGGAAUUUCGGCCACUGAAUCCCGCUUCAGUUUCGGCGACAGCCGGCGGCCCAGUGCCCAACAUUCACCCGGCACCCACAGGCCGUUACGAGCCCAGGCCAGCUUCCCGAAUGGCGCACAACACAUACACACAUUUUAACACCAUUGCCAGGGCAUCACAAAUCCAAGCCCCGCCCAACCCUGUGUCCAAGACCACAGACUAUUCCGGAGAACGUGGCCUGCUGGAAUCAACCAAUCCGCUGGCUUUUGACAGCUAUGCUUACUCAACAACACCUCAAUACAGGUUAGGCUUCGCCCCGCCUUUGGAGGCAGGACCAGCCUAUGAAAUGUAUCCUACGGGACAAGGGGCGGGGACGAGUCAAGACGCUAACACGGGAAAAUACCCCAGCUCCGCCCAAUUUCCAUAUUCAACUCCGCCCACAGAAUACUCUCAAAGACACACGCAGAGAAUGCAGACUCAUGUGUGAAACAGACACACUUGCCAACAACAA
Messenger RNA from Carassius auratus (goldfish), 2829 nucleotides. Its product is annotated as kin of IRRE-like protein 1. The record is from RefSeq and is a predicted model, not a curated record. Gene Ontology annotation, molecular function: cell adhesion molecule binding. The coding region runs from base 409 to 2805 and encodes 798 amino acids. NCBI's taxonomy places the organism in Eukaryota, Metazoa, Chordata, Actinopteri, Cypriniformes, Cyprinidae. The transcript is spliced from 15 exons. Gene Ontology annotation, biological process: cell-cell adhesion. Gene Ontology annotation, cellular component: cell-cell junction; plasma membrane.